AUGGAAGAAGGAGGUGGAGUGAAAUCAGCUACGGAUGCCAGGGAGACGGCGGCACUAGAGUCUCAAUCCCAAUCCACCAACCAGAGGCCUCCUCGUCUUAACAAGUAUGCCUUGGCAUGUGCCGUCUUGGCUUCCACCAAUUCCAUUCUUCUGGGCUACGACAUUGGGGUGAUGAGCGGAGCAGUGCUGUACAUCAAGGAUACGCUCAAGAUUUCAUCAGUUAAGGUAGAGAUUUUGGUGGGCUCACUCAAUGCGUGUUCUUUGAUCGGAUCAUUCGCCUCCGGCAAGACUUCCGAUUGGAUAGGCCGGCGUUACACCAUUGUCUUGGCCGCCUUGACAUUCUUGAUCGGUGCAUUACUAAUGGGACUGGCCCCCUCGUUCCCCUUCCUCAUGGCCGGAAGGGUCAUUGCCGGGAUCGGAGUGGGAUCCUCUCUCAUGAUUGCACCGGUGUACUCUGCCGAGGUAUCUCCCGCCAUGACGCGCGGCUUCCUCACAUCACUUCCUGAAGUGUUUAUUAACGUAGGCAUAUUACUGGGAUAUAUCUUCAACUACGCAUUCUCAGGACUUCCACCACACAUUAACUGGAGGCUGAUGCUUGGCCUGGCCGGCUUUCCGGCCAUUGCUAUAGCUAUUGGGGUGAUGAAAAUGCCGGAAUCACCCCGGUGGCUAGUCAUGAAGGGCAAGACUGGAGAAGCCAAGAAGGUGUUGAUCAAAACUUCUGAAAAUGAGCGAGAAGCCAAGGAAAGGCUUGACGAAAUAACCAGAGCUGCUUCUUUGGUGGUUGAAGAUGGUACUACUAGUCCAAAUGGUAGCCCAAAAUCAGAAUUGCCCAGCUCAAAUGAUUGGCACGGACAGGGGGUCUGGAAGGAACUUCUAAGGCCUUCUAAGCCGCUUCGCAGGAUUCUUGUCGCCGCCAUUGGGAUAAACUUUUUCAUGCAAGCCUCGGGCAAUGAUGCAGUUGUUUACUACACGCCUUCGGUGUUUAAGUCCGCCGGAAUUCAUAGCCGGAAGGGGCUUGUUGGGGUCACGGUCAUAAUGGGAAUAGCCAAGACUUCCUUUGUGUUGGUUUCAGCUCUCUUCUUGGAUCACUACGGUAGGAGGCCCUUGUUAUUAAUGGGAACAACGGGUAUGGCCUUUUCGCUGGCUGGGUUGGGAAUUGGGUCCACGUUCCUUCAGCGUUCUCACAGGAAGCCUUUGUGGGCAAUUGCACUGUGUGUGCUAGCUGUAUGUUCUGAUGUGUCCUUCUUUUCAAUUGGGCUUGGUCCGAUUACGUGGGUAUACUCUUCCGAAAUUUUCCCAAUGAGAUUGCGGGCCCAAGGUUCCAGCCUAGCGAUCUCAGUCAAUAGGCUGGUUAGUGGGGUGGUGUCUAUGACAUUUCUUACCAUUUCAACGAAGAUAACAUUUGGGGGUGUGUUCUUUGUACUUUCAGGAAUAAUGGUGGCAGCUACCAUCUUCUUCUACUUUUGCUUACCAGAAACAAAGGGCAAGAGUCUAGAGGAGAUAGAGGCACUAUUUGAGGACGAAGAUAAGAAUAAGCAUAAGGUUUGA
Molecule: messenger RNA, 1548 nt
Organism: Coffea eugenioides
Lineage: Eukaryota; Viridiplantae; Streptophyta; Magnoliopsida; Gentianales; Rubiaceae
Product: polyol transporter 5-like
Exons: 2
Coding region: 1-1548 (515 amino acids)
Biological process (GO): transmembrane transport
Cellular component (GO): membrane
Molecular function (GO): carbohydrate transmembrane transporter activity
Source: RefSeq, a predicted model, not a curated record